Messenger RNA from Ostrea edulis (European flat oyster), 3373 nucleotides. RefSeq names its product dnaJ homolog subfamily C member 22-like. Gene Ontology annotation, cellular component: plasma membrane; early endosome. The record is from RefSeq and is a predicted model, not a curated record. Gene Ontology annotation, biological process: endocytosis. Lineage: Eukaryota; Metazoa; Mollusca; Bivalvia; Ostreida; Ostreidae. The transcript has 3 exons. The coding region runs from base 126 to 1235 and encodes 369 amino acids.
UCUGGCUUGUUCCUUGUUGCACUUUAUUGCAGUGGAUUCCCCAAAACUGAAAGUAGAUAAUUUUGCAAACGACAGCUUUUGAUUCCACGGCGCCACCGUCGGCCACGAACUGGUGAAAUUUGGUCAUGGCUCACAUAAUGAUUGCAUACGUCUUAUGGUUGGUGGGUGGUUGGUCCGGAUUACACCACUUUUAUCUCGGUAGGGACCGACAGGCCUUCAUAUGGUGGUCUACAUUUGGCGGGUGUUUUGGACUAGGGUGGUUCAGAGACCUGUGGAGAAUUCCUGAGUAUAUAUUUGCAGCCAACAGAGACAUUGGGUAUAUGAGAGAAUUUUCAUACAAACGAAAGAAUUAUAAACAUCCUCCUUUUAAUACUGUGCGAUUCGUCGGACAGAUUGUUCUUGGAUGGGCGUUUGGAGCUUUAGUGCGUUUGUGUAUUACAGAAGAAAAUGCUUAUCGUGGACUUGGGUGGCUGUUUUGUGUCGCUGUGCCACCAUGCGCUGUUGCAUUAGGUGUCCAUUUGGUUGCAAAUGUUCAACCAGAGAGAGCGUCAUUUCAGUGGCCUCUGAUUGGAGCCUUGUGUGGAAUGGUUUGGUUGAUAUAUGACACUGGAAGUUUACAUUACUCUGCUAUCAUUUCUGCAAUAUUUGUGAACUGGAAAGGCAAGGAAUGGAAUCCAGAAGUAGGCAAUAACAGAGGCUUCUGUAAACGUUUAUUCACUCUGGUUUUCUGUUGUCUACUGUAUUCCACUCUGUGGGGAGUAGUGAUUUAUCAAAAUGCUUCUAUAACAACGAAGGAUGGAGAGGAAGUUCCUUUAAGGGAGGCAAUACCAAACUUCUUCAAUUCCCCUGCUUGGGCAGAAAUGAAAGAAAGUCUUAAGGAAUUGUAUAAGUUUUACCAGGUUCAUGGGUUUGAGAAGCUUUGGGAAGAAAUUGUAGAGAAACUGGACCCUACAGGAGAAGCUAAUGCAUAUAAGGUUCUAAAUCUUACUGAUGAUGCUACAGAAAAAGAAAUUAAAGCUAGAUAUAGGAAUUUAGUGAAGGAGUGGCACCCAGACAAACAGAAAGAUCCAAGUAAAAAGGCUGAAGCCCAAGAAAAAUUUAUGGAAAUUCAGAGAGCGUAUGAAAUUUUAUCUAAAAUUCAAAGCAAAAGAAUGAGACAGAAUAAGAAGGACAGAAGAAAGGAGGAAGAUUAUGACCAAAUGAACCGAGGGAGAUGGAAAAAAGACGAGUUUUAAUGGAGAUUGGUGGCUAGUUGUUUUUUUGGGGGGGAGGGAUUGUCUGUUUGUUUUUGUUUUAUUAAGGCAUGAUUUUUUUGAGGUACCUGUGUUCAUCAAUUGAACAGAUUACUGCUUAUAUGUUUACCCUUUAAACUUUUUUGCUGCAAAUGAUUGGGAUUGAAUUUUAGUGCUCAUUAUUGGGUAAAAGAUGAGAGGCAUUUGUAAAAUUGUUCCUUCAAAUGGAAAUAUGAAAGAGAUUGUUUAAAGGUUUAAAGAAGGCUUUAAAUUAUUUUGAGAUUGACAACAAACUUUAUUUCAAACAAAUAAGUUCAAAAGUUACUUGUUUUUUAUUACAUACAUGAAUUGAAGAUACACAUGUAUGUAAUUGGACAAGAUAUGUGUUAAACAUCUGACUGAGUGCCUGAAUUUUUGCAUUUAGUUGAUAAUAGUUUAUCCGUCCAUUCAAGUUCAAUCUAAUUUCAAUUGAGAGAAAAAUACAAUAUCUAAUCAAUCUGAUGGAGAAUCCCUUAUUGCAAGAAUUACAAUUCUACAGCUUUACAUAAAAAAAAUUGUGAAAUUGAUUUUACAUGUAUAGUAUCCAUACACAAUGCCAUGAUAUGGAAAUUAACUUCAUUGUCUGGCCCUCAUGCAUAACUUACCACAUUGUAGUUAAUCACCUCAUAUACCCAACAAACUGGACAGUGAUUCCUUAUAUUCAUAUAUGAAAUAAAAAUGAAAAUAUAAAAUCAAUAUAUAUACUGCCUAAUAUAAACUGAAAUACAUAUGGCAUUCCAUGUUAAUUUUCAUGACAUUAUUCAUUUGCAUGCAAGAAAGAAAUUUACAUCCAGUUGUGUAUAUGUGGAAAUUAAUACACUGGAACUUUAAAAGGUUAUUAUAGAGAAAACAGUUGGAAAUGUACAUAAUAUAUUUUAAAUGUGCCAUGCAUGAAUUUACAAAACUGACAUUUUCAUUUUGCAAUUCAUGCAUGAACUUACGCAAUUUUUCUACGCAAUUGACUUUUUCACUUUGCAAUGCACGAAUCCUCGCAAUUUUUCUAUUCAACAUUAGGUAUGGAAAGAAAAAGUGAUUUGUUCAUGAGUUCAUGCAGUCACAUGCAUGCAUUGUCAGUUGAGAAUGUUUAAUUUUUGCAUUGUUGCCAUGUUCUCAAUACUGGGUUGAGAAUCAAACAAUUAAGUUACUUGAUUAUUUUUUGAAAUGCUUAUGUCCCAAGUUAUUAACUUUUAAUGUGUAUAUAUACCACAAGCACUUGUUUAAUGAAAAGUAAAUAUACCCAGUUGUUAAUAUGAUUGAUAUCUAUUUUUUAUGACACAAGCACCUGUGGUACACACACAUUUUGAUCCGUUACACUGUAAAAUGUUGGUUUUUAUUUUUGAAACAAUACAGAGUUUGCAACAUCUUGUAUCUGCCCCAGAGGUUAAUCAUCAAUAGCUGCUGUCACACAGUGCUCUGAACAAACAUUAUACACCUGCUGUCAGACGAUUAUCUGCCCCCACAAAACACCCAAUUCAUGAAAUGUUAGAUUGCCUGUUUCAGUCUUAACCUUCAAAAAUAUUUUUGAACAGUUCUGUAGAUCUCAAUAUGAUUGUAUUGUUUUUGUUUGUACAUACAUGACACAAUAUCAUUAUUGAUUACAGAAGGAUAUGGCCCACCUUGCUGAGCUCUUGAUGAGCUUUUUCUAGAAGAUCUGUUGAAUUUUGUAGAGAAUUGCAUUACUAUUAUAAAAUCUAUUGAAAAAGAGACAUUAUGGAGGAUAAAUCUUUUUUCUGUUUUGAGUUUGAGAUCUGUUGAACUUUUCAGUUUUGUAGGGUAUAUGAUUAGAGAGUAGAUUGAGUUGCUAAGUCAAAACGUGCAUACAUGUAUACUGCAAAAAUAUACUUCUCUUCAUUAUAGAGGAUAUAUCUUUUUAUGUUUGUUUUAUUUAAUCAUAACUUCUUUGAGUUUACAACAUUGACACAAAGUGUGAGAAUGAUGGUUUUAUUGAAUCAGAAAAUCUUUUAUGUUUGACUUGUUAUAGUUGGUGGGUGUAGAGCUACUCGUUUUAUUUUUAUUCUUUUUACUGCUACUGGUAAUUUGUUCAUCAAUGUAUUCAGUUAUAUAUUUUUUAUUUUAUAAAUUAUAUAAAGUAUAUAAAUAGA